Molecule: messenger RNA, 1536 nt
Organism: Clupea harengus (Atlantic herring)
Lineage: Eukaryota; Metazoa; Chordata; Actinopteri; Clupeiformes; Clupeidae
Gene: ric3a
Product: RIC3 acetylcholine receptor chaperone a
Biological process (GO): synaptic transmission, cholinergic; protein localization to cell surface
Cellular component (GO): neuron projection; intracellular membrane-bounded organelle; neuronal cell body
Source: RefSeq, a predicted model, not a curated record
GAGGGUGGAGGGGGUGUAUUUUGAAGAUAUUGCCUAUUCUGCACUUGUCCUUCACACUGGAGUGUGGCGCCCAUACAACAUUAUGUCUGUAUUCAUCCGCAGAGGACCACAUCAGAUCACACUUCACAGUAAGGGUAGCACUGCCAUCUGGUGGGCCAACAUAAACACACCACAGAACCGUCUUGUUUUUGCACACAUUUUGUCAUGCACACAUUUUGUAAAUACACGAGGUCCACAAGAAUGUGAAUCAAACAAGUGUACCUACUCAAUUUUUUGAGAGUUUGUAACUCUACUAGACUGCUAACUAGCGCUGAAAAUAAGUCCAAACAAAAAAAAAUAUAUAUAUAUAUAUAUAUAUAUAUAUGUAUAUAUAUAUAUACCUGGUCUCAGAUAGAAACAUGUAAAAAAAAAAAAAAAACGCUUUGGACUUUCAGAAGCCUACAGUUACAGGCUCACACACUAUUAUUAUUAUUAACACUGGUUACCACAGCAUACGGAUGAGCAUGGUUCACGAAAUAUAGAACUUCAUUAAGCUCCCAAACUGUCACAGAUGACCAAUUUAAUCAUUUCCGUUUCCACCGAGACGGCAGGAAGCGCUCGAGGAAAGUGUAUAAUAUUAAUGGACCUGCCGUCAGCUACAAAAUGUCGAUUACAACAUUUCAGAAGGUCACUCUUUUAUCGUGUAUUGUGUUAUGUGUGACUUUAUUCCUUCCAAAAACGAUAUUAUACGGAGUGAAGAACGAAAUAUUGCCGAAGGCGGUUGGGCCUGGACAUUACCACUCAGGAAUGCACCGCAGGCAAACACCAGAGGGCCUGGAGCCCUGGGAGGCAGUGUACUCGGAGACUCGCAGUUCAGAGGCCAUCGCCAGGGCACAGGCCAAAGGAAUCACGUGGGGAAACAAGAGGUCCAACCAUUUUGGACAGAUCGUGCCCAUAUAUGGAGUUGGGAUCCUCUUUUACAUCCUUCACAUAUUCUUCAAGCUCACAAAAAAAGAUAAGAAAGCUAAACCAGCUGGCAGAUGCCCCAUCUCAAACUCAGAGUUGCUAACACAAGAUAUAACAGAGGAGGAGCUGGCCCAGCUGGAGGCCGGGCUGACACAUGCAGAGAUGAUAAUGAACAGAGUCUUGACAACAUCGUCCCCCAGGACAGAGAGUGUCAAGUUUAAGCGUUCCUCGAAGAGGAGACAGUCGAGUUUACUGCGUCGGUUGCGGAGGUUUGGCCGAUCAGUGCAGGAGGAGCCUGGAGAGGGGAGGACUCCAGAGAUGGAGGCAGAGGAGGUGCCCUAUGGACUGGACUGGGAAGGCUACGCAGAGGAAACCUACCCCCAGUAUGAUGUGCCCUGUGGUCCCCGUAAAUAUGACACCAUCAUUGUGGAGGCCCCACCCCCUGACAGCCGCUCUGCAGAGGAGUUAGCGGAACAAAUGGACAAAGAUGACGAUGAGGUGGAGAGAGAAUUAGGAGUGAUCGAAGAGGGAGAUGAAGAGCUGGAGGAGGGGCUAGAAGAAACAAAGGAGACUGGAGAGGAGGAGGAAGAC